AUGUCUCUUCAAUAUUCAAUCGUCUUUUCCAUUCUUAUUGGUGAAUUAUCGAUCAUCGCACUUUUUCUGAUUCCAAUUCCAUUUAUCAUCAAGUCUUCUAUAGAGCUAGCCCUGAUAAAGACAAGUCGUUCUUCUUUGGUCAAUCGAAUCGCAAUGGCCAUAUUCGUUCUGGUCUUCAUCUUUUUCUUAGAUUCUUUCCAUAAGAUGCUAAAAUUCCACACCGCCAUCAGCGAAUUAACUUCAUAUGCUGGCCCUUUGCAAACGGAUUCUUCAGAGUUUGGAUCAAUGAACAAUCGCAAUAUGCAUCGCCCGCAAAGCCACCAUCACCAUCAUAAUUCCUUCCAAUCAUCAGCCCUAUAUUCGACGCUAUUUUAUGCGCAGAGAAAUGUUUAUCUUACGGGGAUGGUUUUGGUUUUAUUUUUGAAAAUGCAGCAACUAAUCAAGGAGCGAAUGGAUAAUAGGCAGGUAAUUUCCAGUACAGAGUCUACGCUUGCUAAAUAUAUUAACGAAAUUGCCAUUCUGGGCGAAGAGAAUUCAAAGCUUUGCUCGCAAAUUUCACUCUUAAAGAAAGAUAAUGAAGGGCUGGUGCUGAAAAUAAGAUCGCAAUCGAGCGAAAAAAACUCUGAAUACAAGCGCCUGUCAGAUUUGCUUUCAAAUCUGGAUGUAUGA
Messenger RNA from Mitosporidium daphniae, 669 nucleotides. Its product is annotated as endoplasmic reticulum protein. Gene Ontology annotation, biological process: endoplasmic reticulum to Golgi vesicle-mediated transport; intracellular protein transport. NCBI's taxonomy places the organism in Eukaryota, Fungi, Microsporidia. The record is from RefSeq and is a predicted model, not a curated record. Bases 1 to 669 code for a protein of 222 amino acids. Gene Ontology annotation, cellular component: endoplasmic reticulum; endoplasmic reticulum membrane. The transcript has 2 exons.